Messenger RNA from Sorex araneus (European shrew), 1846 nucleotides. RefSeq names its product complement factor D (gene CFD). Gene Ontology annotation, molecular function: serine-type endopeptidase activity. The transcript is spliced from 4 exons. Bases 833 to 1807 code for a protein of 324 amino acids. Gene Ontology annotation, biological process: proteolysis. The record is from RefSeq and is a predicted model, not a curated record. NCBI's taxonomy places the organism in Eukaryota, Metazoa, Chordata, Mammalia, Eulipotyphla, Soricidae.
UGUGCUAACACCCUGAGCACUGCCCUGAAUGGUUCCCGAGCACAGAGCCAGGAGUAAGCCUGAGCACCACAGGUGGAGUCUCCAAAACAGGAGAAGCGAGAAGCAUUAUUCGAACACCUGGAUCAAGCCACCCCAGAAGGCCAACCGUGAACCUCCCCUUGAACCCUUCCCUUUGAACUCUCUCCAGUUUGACUUUGUUUCGCAUCACUUGGACCGAACAUUUCAGCUGCUUCUCCGCACUGCCCAUUUCUAAGAACUCUGAGGUGUGAGGUCCCAAAGUUGGGGGUCACAAGGACCAGUGUGUUAGAUCUCAUCCCUCCCCUCCCCUCAACCUACUUUCCCCUUUCUCCCGGUAGGAGGAGGAAGGAACAGAAGGGAGGGACAGAAAAAAAAUGAAGAAGUAGGUUGUUUACAAAGUGGCCUCCGGGAAUGUUGAGAAACUUUGGAGCUGAAAGUUCUAGAAACACCAGUGGCUAGCGACUAGGGGCUCCGUCCAGCCUUGCACAGUGCAUCCUUCGGGACUGAGGAUCUGUGGUGCAGGGGGGUGGGGUGGGGGCAGCUCUGGACCCCUGCUGUCUGCUGACUCUUAAUUCGAAAUCUGUAGGUGGGGCAGGGUUGGGAUCACCCCAUCCCCCACCUUUGGGGUGGCUGAACACGGGGACACGUGCCUUCUCCCUACUCCAGCUGGGCAGCUGCUAAGGCAUCUCUUCCCCUUUCUCCAGCUGGACGGUCUCCUGGGAGGCAAACAGAAGUCUCUGGAAGUCCUCCGGCACCCUCCACCCUUAUAAAAGCGCCCCCAGCCCGCCUGAGUCAGUUAGUUGCCUGUAGCACCAUGGCGCGCAGCUGGGCAGGCGUGGUGGCUCUGAUCCUCCUAGGAGCACUUGGAUGUGCGGCGCAGCCCCGGGGUCGCAUCCUGGGCGGCAGCGAGGCGCAGGCGCACGCGCGGCCCUACAUGGCCUCGGUGCAGGUGAAUGGCAGUCACCAGUGCGGCGGCUUCCUGAUGAACGAGCAGUGGGUGAUGAGCGCGGCGCACUGCUGGGACAACAAGACCCAGUUGCAGGUGCUUCUGGGCGCCCACUCGCUGUCGGAGCCGGAGCCUUCCAAGCGCCUGUACGAUGUUCUUCGCGCAGUGCCUCACCCGGGCAGCCAUCAGGACACCAACGAUCACGACCUCCUCCUGCUGCAGGUCUGCGGUCCCACCGUCCCACCGAGUCUCAUCACCGUGGUCCGCACACCCCGCCCCAGCUCCCAGACCCGCCCAGUCCUUCUCGCGGCUUGUUGGCUCCGCCCUCUCCUCCGAGCCCCGCCCCGUUUUCCGGGCUUCCCUGCACCCCUAGACCUGACGGUGGCCUCCUCUCCCUACCAGCUGUCUGAAAAGGCCGAGCUGGGCCCCGCUGUGCAGCCUCUGCCCUGGAAGCAGGAGGCCGGCAUCUUAGAGGCCGGCACCGUUUGCGAUGUGGCCGGCUGGGGCGUGAUCCGUCACACGGGCAGCCUUCCUGAUCGCCUGCAGUACCUGAAGCUGCCGGUGAUGGACCGCGACACCUGCAACCACCGCCGCUACUACGACGGCACCAUCACCGAGCACAUGCUGUGUGUGGAGAGCGACCGCCGCCGGGACAGCUGCAAGGGCGACUCCGGAGGUCCACUGGUGUGCGGGGGCGUGGCCGAGGGCGUGCUCACCUCGGGCGCGCGCGUCUGCGGCAACCCUAAGAAGCCCAGUGUCUUCACGAGUGUGUCCACCUACGUGGACUGGAUCAAGAGCGUGCUGAACGAGACUGCCACCGUCACCGUCACGCCAACGGAGUGACAAUAAAGCCCCGGACAAUAAAGCCCCUUAGCAGCUGCA